This is a messenger RNA of Thunnus maccoyii (southern bluefin tuna), 1284 nucleotides long. RefSeq names its product serine/threonine-protein kinase pim-2-like. The coding region runs from base 633 to 1274 and encodes 213 amino acids. The transcript has 7 exons. NCBI's taxonomy places the organism in Eukaryota, Metazoa, Chordata, Actinopteri, Scombriformes, Scombridae. Gene Ontology annotation, cellular component: cytoplasm. Gene Ontology annotation, molecular function: protein serine/threonine kinase activity; ATP binding. The record is from RefSeq and is a predicted model, not a curated record. Gene Ontology annotation, biological process: negative regulation of apoptotic process; regulation of mitotic cell cycle; protein autophosphorylation.
UCAUCAGGUUGAAGUGGAGCCUUUGUAACUCUUCAAGUAGUAUUAUCUGACUCCAGCACAGACAAAAUGUUCCCAAAGAGUGAAAAGAAGAAUCAGAAACCAGCAGACAGAUUCUCAUCUUGCAGGUGACGUUCGGUUGAGAGUUGUUGUCUUCAUUAUUAAACAGCCAGCUUCUUUGGGUUAGAAUUACUUAAGUGUUCAUCGUUAAGGAUGUUUUUACUGGGUGGUGAAUUAUCCGCAUAGGUCUCCUCCUCUCCAGAACAAACAGAGCCAGUGAUUAAAACAGGAAAAAACACUGAGUAAAGCAGUUUUCACAUGAAAAAAAUCAGUGCUUUUCUGACAAUGUUCACCAGGUACAGUAUGUCUGGUAGGGGCUGUUAGUUGAGCUGCUGCUAACGUUUGCUCAGCUUGUUUCUGUGGUAACUUAAGAUCCAGACGUUCAGCAGGGAUUUACCGGGAGCUGAAUUAUCCACAGAGGUCUCCUCUUCUCCGAAACAAACAGACCCAGUGAUUUAAACAGAAGAUGUCUGUGGACCUGUGUACCAAAUUCCCUCAUUUCAGACCAGUAAAGACAAAGACUACAGUGACCAGUGACCCUUUCAGUGUGUGCAUCUGAUUUUGAGGAGAGGUAUAUGCAGUUCCGCCAGAUCGGAGAAGAUGUCUGUGGACCUGUGUAUGCUGGUUUCCGAUCAAUUGAUUACACACCAGUCUCUCAGAUCUACAAGAUCCCUGUAGAAGUGGCACUCAUGCACAAAGCUGCAGGCGGACCGGAGUCAGUCGGGAAGUUUGCCGCUGUCUCCCUCUUAGACUGGUACUAUCUGGACCAGGAUCUUAUCUUAGUCACAGAAAGACCAGUUCCCUCUGAAGUCCUCACAACGUACCUUGAUUCCCAAGGAGGCAUUAUUGAGGAACAAGAGGCUAAGACCUUCCUGAAUCAGUUGGUGGAUGCAACUGAUGAAAUGCACCAUAAAGGUGUGUUUCACCGGGACAUAAAAUCAGACAACAUCUUGGUUGAAAUUGGCUCCAGUGUCCCGUGUGUCCGCUUGGUGAACUUUGGAUGUGGCAGUUUUGUUCAGGAGAGACCCCACCAUACUUUCUCUGGUACCCUUGCAUGUGCCCCUCCAGAGUGGUAUGUACGUGGGGAAUACAAAGCUGGUCCCACUACAGUAUGGCAGCUGGGUGCACUGCUAUACCGUUUGCUGCAUGGUUUCAGAAACAGCACCAUGGGCAUACUGUGCGGCAAAAUGCAACUCAGCAGGGACUCAGCAACAUAGCUAUCCCAAG